Molecule: messenger RNA, 2029 nt
Organism: Lucilia sericata (common green bottle fly)
Lineage: Eukaryota; Metazoa; Arthropoda; Insecta; Diptera; Calliphoridae
Product: zinc finger protein 737-like
Exons: 5
Coding region: 85-2007 (640 amino acids)
Cellular component (GO): nucleus
Source: RefSeq, a predicted model, not a curated record
ACUACACAAACAAAAAUGUAAACAAUUGUCUCUUGGUUUAUUUCUCUAUUUGUUGUGUUGAUACUAGGAAGAAUUUUUAUUAAAAUGUCUAAUAAAAAUGUUAAAAAUAAUAAUACUAUUACAAAAAAAUGUGGAGAAAUUACAAUCACAAUGAAAAAGAAUGCAAAAAAUGUUUAUUCAUUCAAUUGUUGGUUUUGUAAUACCAUCUGUGUACAAAUGAAAAAGUUCGCUUUGCAUCUUGAACAGGAACAUGUUAACCAGUUGGAAGAAACAACUUUUACUGUUGCAAAAUGUAAUAAUGAAGAUAAUCUGGAUGAUAAAACAGAAAUUCAAAAAGAAGCCGUUUUAAUUGCUGAUAAUAUACUGAUUGGAGAAAUUAAAAUAGAAGAUUAUGAAAAUGAUGAUAUUAAACCGGAAAAUGAGGACGAAAAGCCACAAAUUGUAACAAGAUCUCAAAAGAAUAAAUUAUCACCAACAUUUCAAGACCCCUUAGAAACCUGUGAUAGUAAUGAAAAUGAAAUUAUACUGCCUGUUUUACAAGACAACAAGGAAGAAAUUGAAUUUAAAAUAGAUACCGGUGCAGAUACAGAUGAAAUUUUCGAGGAUAUGGACACUAAUAACUAUUCAGAUGAUGAAUAUGUUGAAGAUAGUUCAGUAAUUAGUGGAGAAGAUAAUUUUACCGAGAGCGACAACAAUAUUGAAGAUAAUACUGAUGAAGAAUUAAUAGAAACAAAAGAAAAAGAAUUCACAUUAGCACUCAUUGAAUCGUAUUAUCAAAAGUCACAACUAUGGAAUACAUCAAGAAAAUGUAGACCAAAGGUGAAAAGGGCCCUUUUACAAAAUAUUACUGAUGAAGUGAACCUUAAACUAAAAUCUAAAUUUAAAGUUGACACCGUGACGCAAAAAUUAAAUCUUAUAUGCAGGCAAUAUGAGAAAGUAAUUAAGUACCAGUUAAAGGGUAGUAGAAAGAAAAAGCAUACCAAGUUGUGGUUUUCUGAACAUAUGAGUUUUCUUAAAGCAAUAAUUGAAUGUAAAUUGAAAUUAAAAAGGAAAAAAACAUAUACUAAAGUGAAACCUUUAAGCGAUGACUUGUUAUGCAUAAUAAUUGAUAUAUACAAAAACUACAUUAGUUUAUGGAAUGUUAAUGAUGUAGCUUAUCCCGUCAAAGAAAAACGCUUUGAAACUUUGGAGUCUAUGCUAGACGAUGUUAAUAAGAUACUUGAUACUCCCAUAGAUGUAGAUAAUCUAGAGAAACAUCUAUUAUAUAUACACAAAUCAUAUUCUCAGGAUAAGCAACUCAAAUUAGAAUGUGAUGCAAAACAACAAGAUUUCCAACCCACAUAUUCCUUUUCGAAUAAGUGUACUUUUUUAGAAGAUCAUGUAGGACCAUUCCAAUGUCCAUAUUGCAAAAAAAUGUUUAUGAAAUUCAAGGAUUUUUUUAUACACAAAUCCCAACAUGAUGGCUCCGAUCCAUUUAAAUGUCAAGAAUGCGGCACAGGUUUUAAGGCACAUGGAAACUACACUAUACAUGUUAAACGCCAUUUGGGCGUGCUUAAAUUUCGGUGCGAAAUCUGUGGCAAAGGCUAUCCCGUAAAUUCUGAACUAGAAUUCCAUAUGAGUACACACAAUGAUACUCAACCUUAUUUGUGUUCGAUAUGUGGCGAGAGUUUUCGUACUUCCGCUGGUUAUGAUAAUCAUAUACGUCGGCACGAAGAAAGAUUUCGACAUUAUUGCGAUAUAUGUAAAAAAGGGUUUAAUUGUUUAACUACUCUUACUGAUCAUGUCAAUGCUCACCUCAAUGUUCGAGAUUUUAUUUGUAAUGUAUGUGGUAAAAGUUUUACUGCUAAAAAGUAUUUAAUGUAUCAUAGGCGUAUACAUGGAAGUAAAAACUAUAGGUGUAAUAUUUGUGGUAAGUCCUAUGCACAGGAUGCUGGUUUAAGGCAACAUAAAAAGCAACACGGUAUUCCAAUUGGUAGUAUUGGUAAAAAUAAAAAGAAGAAUGAAUAAAAUAAUAAAGGAAAUUUAAUUU